Molecule: messenger RNA, 366 nt
Organism: Guillardia theta CCMP2712
Lineage: Eukaryota; Cryptophyceae; Pyrenomonadales; Geminigeraceae
Exons: 6
Biological process (GO): response to oxidative stress; protein repair
Cellular component (GO): cytoplasm
Molecular function (GO): peptide-methionine (R)-S-oxide reductase activity
Source: RefSeq, a predicted model, not a curated record
AAGUUGUCGAAAGCUGCAUAUUCGGUUCUGCACGAUGCAGCAACGGAGCGUCCCUUUACCUCAGAGUUGCUUCAAGAAAAGCGCGCAGGAUCGUAUUGCUGCGCAGCAUGUGGAACCAAGCUCUUUGAAUCGAAGACCAAGUUCAACUCGGGUACAGGGUGGCCCAGCUUCUACGACAAGCUGCCAGGAGUGGAGUUGGAGACAGGGAACUACAUGGAUAUGUUGGCAAUGAGGACAGAAGUGCACUGCGUGAAGUGCGGAGGACACCUGGGGCACGUCUUCGAUGAUGGCAUCAUCUGGGAGGUGCCAACUGGCAAGAGGUAUUGCAUCAACGGAGUUGCUCUCAAUUUCGUCGCUGCUGCUUGA